Messenger RNA from Cydia pomonella (codling moth), 5102 nucleotides. RefSeq names its product protein scalloped (gene scalloped). Gene Ontology annotation, cellular component: transcription regulator complex. The transcript is spliced from 12 exons. Bases 369 to 1709 code for a protein of 446 amino acids. Lineage: Eukaryota; Metazoa; Arthropoda; Insecta; Lepidoptera; Tortricidae. Gene Ontology annotation, molecular function: DNA-binding transcription factor activity, RNA polymerase II-specific; RNA polymerase II cis-regulatory region sequence-specific DNA binding. Gene Ontology annotation, biological process: hippo signaling; regulation of transcription by RNA polymerase II; embryonic organ development. The record is from RefSeq and is a predicted model, not a curated record.
GUUCUCGGGAAUGAAGUGUGCUCAAGGUGCUUUUGUGUUGUUAAUUUCGCUUGAGUGUGCUUACUCGGAUGGCGCAAUUUUCGAAAGACGCGGUAUGGUAUCGUUCGCCCGCCGUACAGUUCAGUCGCGUUGGUGGCUGCAUGCGAUUUGACGUAUUCCAAUCUGCGCGUAGUGAUGUCACUUGUGCUCUUAUUUAAUGAAAUCUCAGGCGUUCAUCGCGUAAUGUGCGAGUGAAUUGUAAACAUUGACAGUGAUAUUGUAGUAUUGUAGUGAUUUUUUCCAAAAGUGUAAUGGACUGUUACUAUUCCAAUUUUUUCCCGAGGCGUAAGUGACAAAUGGAAUCGUAUCUGCGGUGAUUGGGUACAAUCAUGAUGCAUCCUGCUGGAUACUACGCUAAUCUUGCGAGCGGCGCGCUCGCAGCCGGCACCAUUGCGUCUCCGUGGAGCACGGCGGCCGGCGCGCCCGACACCAACGGAUCGGGCGGCGCCGAUGCCAAGCACCUCGACGUUGGCGACGCGAGCGAUGAUGAAAAGGACUUGUCAGCAGCUGAUGCGGAGGGUGUAUGGAGUCCCGAUAUCGAACAAAGUUUUCAAGAGGCACUCGCCAUUUACCCCCCAUGCGGAAGACGCAAGAUUAUUCUCUCGGAUGAGGGCAAGAUGUACGGACGAAAUGAGCUGAUAGCGAGAUAUAUAAAAUUAAGAACAGGGAAAACGCGCACAAGAAAGCAGGUGUCAUCACAUAUACAGGUGCUAGCUAGGCGGAAACUUCGUGAAAUACAGGCUAAACUUAAAGUGGAUGGUGGUAUGAUGAAAGAAAAGGCCAUGCAGUCAAUGAGCACCCUCUCUAGCGCACAGAUCGUGGCGGGUCUGCCACAUCCAGCGUACCAUCAUACGCAAUUUUGGCAACCAGGUUUGCAAGCUGGGACUUCACAAGACGUGAAGCCGUUCCCGGGCGCCGGCUACAAGGGCGUGGCCGGCGUCGGCGGCGUCGGCGUGCCGGGCGGCGCGGACGUGGCGCCGCCGCCGCCCUGGGAGGGCCGCGCCAUCGCCACGCACAAGCUGCGCCUCGUGGAGUUCUCGGCCUUCGUGGAGCACCCGAGGGACCCGGACACGUAUCCGCCGAGUACAACGCUAUCACAACAUCUAUUCGUUCACAUAGGUGGUUCAGUCACAUACGCCGAUCCACUAUUAGAGUCAGUAGAUGUGCAACAAAUAAAUGACAAGUUCCCUGAGAAGAAAGGCGGCUUGAAGGAGCUCUACGAGAAGGGACCUCGGAACGCUUUCUUCCUGGUCAAGUUCUGGGCGGAUCUAAACACAAAUAAUUUAGACGAUCCCGGGGCAUUUUAUGGCGUUACUAGUGUAUAUGAAAGCAACGAAAACAUGACCAUUACGUGUAGCACAAAAGUGUGUUCAUUCGGGAAGCAAGUAGUCGAAAAAGUGGAGACGGAGUACGCGCGGUUCGAGGGCGGCAGGUUCGUGUACCGCAUCCACCGCUCGCCCAUGUGCGAGUACAUGGUCAACUUCAUACACAAGCUCAAGCAUCUACCUGAGAAAUACAUGAUGAAUAGCGUCUUAGAGAACUUCACUAUUCUUCAGGUGGUGUCAAAUAGAGAUACUCAAGAGACAUUGUUAUGUGCCGCGUUUGUGUUUGAAGUGUCGAACAGUGAGCACGGCGCGCAGCACCACAUCUACAGGCUCGUGAAAGACUGAACCACGCCCCCAGCCCUCCUUCCCUCCGCCUGUCCAUAGCUAUCAUUCCUUCGGCACACCAACUACUAAAUAACGACCUCACAAAUCUUCACCCCUACAAAGGUCUAAGUGCUUAGGUAGUUAUCUCCAAAAAAACCUUAUAUCCGUUGGUUACGUAAAGCAUAACGUCUGCUACGAAACUGUAGUCAUUAACCAGAGUGAAAAAAUAGAAAAACUAUGUGGCCCGAGCUAGACUGAAACCAGAUACCCAUUCACUAAAAAAUCGCCUUUAUGAAUUUUCCAAUCGCUCUUUUUUAUACUACGCCUACUCCGCACUAAAUUAGUAUAUUAAUUUAUAAAUAACAGAAACGUGUGCUAGAAAUCUUUCGUUUUUAAUAAUGGCAAAUAACUUAAGCCCUUGGUGAAUUACUUCUAUAAGAAAAACUCAGAACUAGAUUAGAACCAGAACAAUAAUAAAAACACAGUGACAUUAUUGCAGAGUUAUUAUUACUAUUACGGAAUUUGUCCUUUACUUCUUGACGUGUAUACUGUGUGGCGCUGAAUGCGCUGCUUUGGAACGGUUUUAUGACCCAACAGGGACUUGAACCCGCAACUUGGCUUUAAUGGAACUAAUUGCUCUUAACAAGUAUUCGACCAGUCAAGUACACUAAAAUGGCGACCGAAUUUGCGUUUCAGUGGCGAUAGCAGAGCACUCGGUAACCCAAUUAUUUAAAAAAAUUGGCUCUGGUGAAGACAGAGUUGUGUGGGCGAAGUCUGACUCUCGGACCACAUAGUUAUUAUUUGUUCCGCUUGAAUUAAAAACUUUAUAUGAUUUGACAGAUCUAGAAGAAAAUAUAUCUGUAAUUUGAUAGUGUUGCAAUCGUAACAUAGUAAAUUGUGAUCUGAAAAUAACGCUACAAUAUUUUUGUAACUAAAUGUUUAUUGUAUAGCUCAAUUUAAAUAAUUAUAUUUUAAUGAUUCGGUACUCUCGUUGUUCAGUUAGGUAGUUACAACAUCACGUUUGGGGUUUUCAUUCAGAUGUUCUUUUCAAGUUUUAAUUGUAAAUAGUGUUAGAGUGGCUAUUUCCAUAGAUUCGCUACAACUUGUUUUAUUACAAUUGCAACAAUACAAUACACUUUACAAUACUUUUUACAAUAAAAACUUGAAUUGACUCGUCAAGCGUUAUUUUAAACCACAGACAUUUUUCCUACAAAUCAAAAUAAUUGCAACAAAAGGUAGUCAAAUAUUUAAUUUCCCUUGGGUCUCAAAACCAUAUGUCAAGAGUUAUAUAAAUAUUUUACAUAAUUCUUAAAAUAUAAAACAAUAUCGUUCAGUAGACGCGUGUAAAAUAAUAUCAAAUAAGAAGAUAGAAUUGAAUACACACAGUGCCUCUAUAAUUAUGUUACAUUAACAUAAAUUACUUGAGCAUAUUUAAUCUUUUCACUGUGUAUUAUGAAAAAAAUUAUGGAAAAUAUUAUAAGAACAGUGAAAAGAUUGAAUCUUAGUGUAGGAUACCAUGAAUCAUUCAUAGGUUUCAUAUGUAAGAAUUAUUAAGAAGUGUCUAGUAAAUUAAAGACAAAAAGUUUUAACCAGUUGUUAAGCACUGUUGUGGUACAAUGUUGUGUUGAUUAAAAUAACCGAUAGGUUAAAUAAACCUAAAUGUGGCGAAUGGUGUUCUAUAAAUCUUUUUUUCUACUAACUUGAUGAAUAUUCUGUUAUUUAGUUUCUUAAGCAAAUGCCUUUUCAAACGAGAUAAAUCAAAUGGUCUUAAAAUACAAUGGCUUAGGCCCAGGCUAACCUCUUUCCAUUUUUUCCGAGCAUAGGUUGUUCAUUCAAUAUGAACGGCUGUUUUCUAUAAUUUCUACACUUUUCUUUGUUUUCCUUUUUUCAGUAAGCGAAGUCAAAUUUGUGCUUUGUUUUUGUUUUUUUGCUUGCCACAUUUAAUCUUUAUCUGAGCGAUAAAUUACUUACACACAGGCAAUAUAUUCAUGAUUUAUAUUAUAUAUUUUUAGAAAUACCUGAGAUCUAUAAACUUAUGUCUAACUUUAUCUCUAGCAUGAUCACUUCGAAUACUUUCAUAUCGGAGCACGAACCCCUGGCAGCUAGGUUGAAAGCAAUACUAUCACCCACUUCCAGUGAGAUCAUGUCCAACCAAUUCUUUUCUAUCUAAUUUACAGCAGCAACUUAGGCAUCUCGCUUUCAACUCUCAAAGUACAAAAUAAGUGUUGACACGUUACUCGAAACAACCUGCCGAUUAUACAAUAAGUAUUUACGUGGCAAUGAUUUGAUCUCUCUUUUAGUCAAAUAUUUUAAGGGUCCUCCCAUCAGCGCAACGACGUGCGCACAUUUAAGUUUAAACUGCGUUAAGGUUUAUGUGCAUUAAAUAGUUUUAGUUUCAAGACAUGAGGUAGGCAAAUAUUAUCUUAGAUAAUAACAAUAAGAGAUUUUUGUAUUUAUUUGAUAUAGUUAUAUUAGAUAAUUGUAAAGUGAAUAGUUUUAAGUUUUUUUUUUUAUAUAUGGCGAUGGUCGUUUCCGUUUGUAAAACUAAUGUCAUACUCGGUACUUAAAAAAACUUAGUUUUGGUUGCAAUUUCGACUUGAUUUAAUUAACAUAGGUAUCAAAGAAUUAGCCUUCUAUUGGCGUGUGAAAAAACAGAUCUAAUUUGUUGUGAUAUUAUACAUUUGUAUGGUUCAUUUUACUCAAAUGAGAUUAAAUGCUGUGUAAACAAAAUUGUCAAUGGUAGUUUACAUCUUUUAAUUUACUUUAUAGAUGGCAAUAAUGUGUAAAUUCAUUAUGUAAAUAGGUAUACCUUUAGCAAAGAGAAUUUGAAAUAGAGGUGGAUUGUCAAAUAAAACUUUGUAGCCACAGUAAAUUUACUGCCAUCUUUGAACACGUGAUUAAAACUUUUAGAACGCCAUUUGACUUUGAGCCUUAUUCUUUCACUGAUUUGUGUUAAAAUUGUUAAAUAUCAUAAAGUGGGGCCAUCUAAUAGAUCAUAGGCCAAAGGUAUGCCGGCAUCGUUUCGAGCGAUGGCGCCAUAACCUAAUCUACGGUAGCUACAGUUUUCUUUGACAAUCCACCUCUAUUUCAAAUUGUCUUUGACCUUUCCUUUAGUGCAUUUCUUUCCGCUAGUGUUCUAAGCGAUCUUCGCUUUUAAAAGUCUUUCAUAUCGACAAUCUGCCAUAUCAAACUAAAAAUAUAAAAGAUUUAGUCGGCAGCGUUGCAGACAAUCAUUUGCUUUUCGUUAUUAAGAUUAUGCAAUAGUAUUUUCUUGAAAAAUGAUAUUUUCUUUUGAUAUGUUUAGUAGUAGGUAAAUGAUUUUCUACAAGACCAGCCGACUUUAUGUACAGUAUUUUAAAGAUAAUAUUACGUUAAAGAUUUGUAUGAAAAUUUAAUUAUAUUGUCUUCAUAAAA